Molecule: messenger RNA, 813 nt
Organism: Aspergillus clavatus NRRL 1
Lineage: Eukaryota; Fungi; Ascomycota; Eurotiomycetes; Eurotiales; Aspergillaceae
Exons: 2
Coding region: 1-813 (270 amino acids)
Biological process (GO): peptidyl-proline hydroxylation to 4-hydroxy-L-proline
Cellular component (GO): endoplasmic reticulum
Molecular function (GO): procollagen-proline 4-dioxygenase activity; iron ion binding; L-ascorbic acid binding
Source: RefSeq, a predicted model, not a curated record
AUGCCCUCGAAAUCCAAAAAAGACAAACCCUCCCGAAACCCCCUUCCCCCAACAUCAUCAUCAUCCUCCUCCUCCUCAAACCCAAACUGGCCCCCUCUACGCCCCCUCAUCCCCCCCAGCGACCUCACCCUCACCCCCCUCCUCCACGACCAAAUCUACCUCAUCCGCAACUUCCUCCCCGCCUCCCUCUGCAAGACCUACGUCUCCUUCCUCGCCUCCCUACCCCUAACCACCACCCCGGGCAAGCCCAAAAAAGGCGACGCCGUCCGUGUCAACGACCGCUUCCAGGUGCAAGAUGCCGACUUCGCAGAGCAGCUAUGGAGUAGCACGGCGCUGGCAGCCCUGGUGGGCGGCGCAGCCGCCGCCGAGCAAUACGAUAUUGACACCGACACCAAUCCCAAGAACGAACGUCAGAGCCGCUCGAACAAGGAAAUCUGGGGCGGGGAGCCCCUAGGCUUGAAUCCGAAUAUUCGCAUAUAUCGAUACUCGAGCGGGCAGUUCUUCGCGCAGCAUUACGACGACUCAAAUGCCCUCACAUUCACACCGGCAGGUGCCGGCGCAGGCUCGACGCCCCGCGCCGCCCGCACAACAUGGACGCUCCUGAUCUACCUGUCUGCGUGCUCCGGCGGCUCAACGGUCUUUUACCCGGAGGCGAGCCGCGCGAAUCGGCGCCCGGAGCCGAUCUCCGUGGCGCCGGAGGUGGGGAUGGCGCUGCUGCAUCGGCAUGGGGAGCGGUGUCUGCUGCAUGAGGGCCAGGAGGUCACGGCGGGGGAGAAGUGGGUGCUUAGGAGUGAUUUGGUUGUUGCGCGGUGA